This is a messenger RNA of Rhopilema esculentum, 5925 nucleotides long. The record is from RefSeq and is a predicted model, not a curated record. Lineage: Eukaryota; Metazoa; Cnidaria; Scyphozoa; Rhizostomeae; Rhizostomatidae.
UGUUUUUUAUUUCUAAAGCGAGGCUACGAGGCUGUUGGCGGGAACCAUGAUUUACCGAUAGGCCUGAAAAGGUAGAAAAUGGCAUCAGAGCGGGCAUCAGAGGAGACUGUGUCCAUUUCGAAGGGUUGCUUUCUAUUUAAUUGCAAUGAAAGUAAAGCUGGAAAGACAACUAAAAAAAAGAAACAUCAAAGAGGGUCACUAAAAGCAAAAGCAAGAUAUUUUACAGAGAAUAAGUUUCCUCUCCUGAAAGGCGAGAAUUCUCAGCAAGCUACUUUGCGGUAUACGUGUUUCAAAGAAUGCUGGGUGAAUAUUUCAGAGCAAAUUGAAAGCAUCCAGGUUGCAACCAACAAAAAAGUUUUUGAUGAUCUGCUCACUUACAUAAAAGAAAGCUAUUCAGAGGAAAAUGCAAAUUACCAAUGGAGAGAACUGCCAACAGCAGCUCUUUUGACAGGAGUAAACAUGCCAGAUCAUGAUAUAAUUUUCCAACAAAUAACCUCAAGCAUCUUGAAUGACAUAACACCGCAUGUUGUUCUCCUUCACUCAAAAAACUGCUCCAACUUGAAAUUCUUGAUGAGAGAGGUCAUUACACAACUUAUGACUACUGAUGAUGAGGAAGAUGAUGUUGAUGAAAAUCUUGAUAAGAGUUUCUUUGAAGAAAUGGGAAAGAUAAAGCGAUUUACAUUCAAAGUGCUGAGAUCUUGGUAUUCAAAAGUUUCAACUAAGGAUUCAGGCAAAAAUCCAAUUGUCAUCAUUCUAGAAGACUUUGAAGGCUUCCACAAGUCUGUGCUGCAGGACUUCAUUUUAAUUGCAAGUGAAUACAUACAGGAUCUACCGAUAGUUUUGGUGUUUUCAUUGGCAACAACUAUUGGUGCUGUGCACAACUCAUUGCCUCAUUCAGUCUCAACCAGACUUUCCAUUGAAAAGUUCCAUGCAGAGCCAUCCUUAGAGUGCCUGCACAUAAUUCUCAAUAAGGUCUUCAUAACAUCACAGCAUCCUUUUAAGUUGGGACCCAGACUUCUUCAUGUUUUAUAUGACAAAUUCCUGUGCCAGGACUUCUCUAUUCAGAGUUUUGCUAGUGCAGUGCAGUUUGCUAUGCUGGAGCAUUACUACGAUAAUCCUCUGAGCAUUUUUUGCACUUAUGACAACAAAAUGCAUAGAAAUGCCAUUGACUCCUUGAAUGAAGACCACAUCACAUAUCUCAUAAACAUGCCAUCUUACCAAAGGUUCCAAGAUCGAAAGUCUUUGAAUGACCAAGAGAAACUAUUACAAGACAUACCACACAUCAAGAAAACAGCUAAAAAGAUGAUUGAUGAAUUCAGAAAGACAAUGACAGCCCUUUUCCCAGUUUUGAGAUGUUUGCACAAAAUUUCUUCCAAACUUCCAAGAGCACCUUUUGGAAAGCGAUUGAAAGAUGUCUAUGAAUUCUGCAUGAAGCAAGAAAUUGUAAAGAAAGAGCAAUACCAUACAUCUAUUGCGUUGCUUAAGCAAACAUCAAAGGACGAUCUAGUAUUUCUUUUGGAAGAAUGCUACACAAUAUUAGCAGAUUUCGUUCAAGAGAACGCAUUAGGUGCGUGUUUUGCUGAUGAUCUACCCAAGCUAGAACAAUUGAUGAAGAAGUUUGACACGCUUGAUAAUCUCAGUAACCAAAAAGACGAAGAAGCUAGUGCUACACCAAAAACACCAGUAGAAAAAAUACCAGUUUAUAAGAACAGAUUCGAGUUGCAAGAGCGUAUGAGGCAAGCAGUUAAAGAACGAAAAUCCACUCCAUACGAUAAUUUACGGAAUGAAGUCAUCGAUUGCUGGGAUUCUAUUUUUCGAAAAUACUUAAAAUGUCCUAUGCUGCUUCCUCUUCACGAAUUGUUCAUUUUCGAUGCCAAGGAGUCAGUUAUGCCUCAUAUCAACCCUGCUCCUCGAUUGUCAGUGCAAAAUGCGUUACGAGAUCCUCACUUUUACCUUAAGUGCAAAUGUUGCAAAAUUGACGCGGAGGAUACCCAAGAAACCUUACCCGACUUGAGCAUUGUCUACAAGAUUCACUUGGAAUGUGGAAAAAUGAUAAAUCUCUAUGACUGGAUGCAGGCCUUUGUUGCCGUUGUUGCUCCCUCGCCUGCCGGUCGAAGCAAUUCAAAAAAGCGACAAGCAGAAGACGAAAGCUUACAAGCACGGUUCUUCCAGAGUGUCUCAGAAAUGCAAUUGCUAGGUUUGAUUAAGCCAACAAAGCGGAAAGCAGAUCAUGUCCAAAGGCUUACGUGGGGUUUUUAAAGCCAGUAUGCAUUGGCGAGGCAUGCCUAUUUGUUAGACGAAACAAUGCCGAAAGCAGUUGAUGACUCCGAAGAAGAAAUGAUCAAUGAAAAAUUUAGACCAGAAGAGCUUGAAGCUUUCCUGAAAACGUUUCAGCAAGAUGAAGUAACAAAACUGAGACCACUCGAAGUCGAAGAGCCGCCGAAUUUUGCAGAAGUUUCUCCUGACGUCUUGUUAGAGCGACUCAUUGAUGAGGCUGAUCAGGAAAGGAACGUUGAAACGACAGCCGGAAAACAAAGAAUGGAUCAUGGUGUGAUGGAAAAACAAGACUAUAGACUGAAGAACGAUCAAGUUGGAACUUCUUAUAUUGAUAUUAACAGUGAUCUCAAUGAUUCUUUAUAGAAUCUAAAAAAUUGCUGUAUCGACAUUCAGGGGUAUUAAUGUUAACAAUUAAACACUGGUGAGCUACUAAUAUUGUUAAUUUUUCGAUUAACUGAAUCUUAUUUCUUAGAUUUAACUUCUGUAGUGAAGCAUGACCUCUGUAGUACAAAUUUAUCUAUUAGAUAAUUUCAACCCAAUAUGCCAAUCGACAGCUAUUACUUUAGUUGAAUUCUUCAGUUUGAUCCCGAUAACUCGAAUUCUCAUUUACUCCAUCUGUUUCCAUUCCUUUGAACCUUUGUGAUACUUUUGUUUAGAAACCUUCGUUAAGUCAAACUUCUGAUUCUGUCAAACUCGAAUAUUCUAUAUCUUCAUCCAUAAUUCUAUACUCAUUUGGUCAUCGUUUUCCUAUAACCAGAACUUUUCUGGGUGAAAUGAAAACAUAAGCAAUAUCUUUUUAUAUAAGUAACGCUUUUCUACCAUAAAAUUAAGUUGUAUUAACACAGAUACAGUGAAGACUGCAAUGAGCUCGUAGUUCUUCUGCAUCCCCAAGAUGUCACUUUUUGCCAAACAUCUUUGCUGUGUGUUUGAAAAAUAGUCAAUUGUUUCAUCUUUUAAUUACUAACAACCGUCUUGUAACAUCUUUCUAACCGACUUUGACACAUACUGCAUACAUAUCGACGAUAUUUUCUGAUUUUCAAAGAACAUCGAAUUUCCAAAUUGCCUUCAGUUUGAAGAUAUCCUUAUAUACGUUGUGUUUAUUGAUACGGGUUUCAAGAGCAAUCUUAGCUGUCCAAAAGACUAGUAGUUCAUGUUGUUUCCUAAUAAACUUGUUGUAGCUCGAACUUAUGUUCACUUUUUCUUCAAGUUUGAAAGACCCGAUAACUCAAACAUUCGUUGUCUCGAUCCGUUGCCACCGCUCCAUUGGUAAUUCGUAAUAACGGGCCUAUACACUUUGUUUUUAUCUUCACGAUAGGUUCUAUUAAAUCUGUUUGUAAAAUGACAUCUUUAGAAUGACUUCCCCAUAUAAAUUUAAAUCUUCUUAAGAAUUUAUUUGCUCACCUGCUUUUCAAUCAAGUAUUAAGUGCUUAUCAAAAUAUUCAUCUUUGUCUGUAUAUUUAUAGCUUGGCUAUGACAUCUUCCAUCUCUUUCGUCUAUAAUAUUCAGUGUUGUCUUUCUCACCCAUUCUAUCAAUGUCGUCUCUCUCACCUAGCGUUGUCUUCUUUAUUCAGGAUCGUCUUCCUUACCCAGCCUCCACUUCCUUAUUCAGUUUAGUCUUUCUCGCCCAGUGUCAUCUUCCUUGUUCAGUGUUUUUUUCUUUACCUUGCGCCGUCAUUCUUAUCUAGCAUCGAUUUACUUAUCCAACGACAUCUUCCUUUUGCAGUGUUUUCUUCCUUACCAGCGUCAUCUUCCUUGUUCAGUAUUUCUUCCUUGUUCAGUGUUUUGUUCCUUGUUAAGUGUUUUCUUCCUUAUCCAGCUUCGUCUCCCUGAUCCGCUUUUCUCAUCCACUAUUGUUAGGGUAGUGACAGGAGGGAAAACUUCGCAAAACGUGUAAAAUGACAUAGAAACGCUUUUUUGGAACUUUGAACAGCGCAGUCAGCAGCAUACAAUUUUGAUAUGAUAGUUACCAACAUCAUUUCUUUUUGUUUUGGAAUUAAGAUGAAUUUGGCACCUACAACUUUACACCCUCCUCUGGCUACAUCGCUGAUAGUAUAACACAAUCGGAUACGGGUCUGAAUUAAGUGUAAAACCAAACCAUGACAAAAUAUUUAGAAAGACCACUGGGAGAGUUCACUCCAUAUUCGUAUAUAACCGAUUUGCUUUUUUCGAAAGCACAAUUAUUGUCCAAAAGUUGGUGCAACAUGUUAGAAUUCAGAAAUUCACCCCUAUUUUAGUUCUGGAGAUAAAGUUGAGUAAUUUUAUUUCAUUUUAAUAUUUUCUUUAUAUGAAUCAUUGUUCCGUCUGGUAUAACGUGUUGAAUUGCGUUGUUUACGAGUUCACUAUAAAUAAUAUUCAAUCUAUACCACGUUUCAUUCACUACACAUUUACCAAAAUGAAAGAAUUGCAAUAAAAAAUUGGGAAGCAUUUAGGUAAGUCUCAAGGCAGAAGAAGCCUUCACGAAUUUAACUAUUGUCAUUUUUUAAGGAACUAACCUCGGGAUUAUCACCCAGUUUCUUGAUUUUUUUCAUUUAAAUGCUAAAAGUUGCCUUAAUGCUUCUUAAAUUCCAUUGCUACAGAGUUCCUUUCUAUUUAUCGAUGUUAGUUAAAAAAGAAAAUGGGGCCUAAUCGUCGAAGGAACCAUUUCCGUCCCAUCUUUAAAGAAGCGUUUUCGAGCAAGUUUAUGGGGAUCAGUCCUAUGGUUAUGGUUUCAAUGUUUUUAACUCGGCGCUCGGUUUUUAACAGACAGUUUCUUGUAAAAAACUAGAUAAGCUAGCCUUUAUAUCGAAAAAACUUUAUAUAACGAUAAUUUUUAUAGUAAUGUUGAGAAUUGAAAAUUUUGAAAUUCAGUAAAUAAUUAAGAAUAGUAGCCAGGCUCAAAAUUCAUAUCCAGUUUGACUUGUUAUCUAUCUGAGACUCUGAGCAAACAGGAUAAAGCGGACGUCGCUGAGAAGAUUAAGAAAUGGAUUGAUAGUCAAAAGAGAAGAUCAUUCUAUUGGUGACGAAACACAUGGAAGCAAAUUAGUGCUUUGUACGAAAAUGACUGCUUUAGUGCAAAAAUUGAAUAUUUUAAUAAAUCUUCAUCUAAAUAAAGAAUUAAAUAUACGUGAAUGAUAGUAAGGACUAAAUCGUUGUUGAUGAGUUUGAUCAUGUUUAAGGGUCCAUUCAUAUUAGACUCAGUUAGAAAUUUUAUAUUUUACUUUUAAAAUGCCCUUAUACAGCAAACAAUUUUCAUUUUUUGGUUUUAUUCUGUUUGAACGAUGAGAUAAGACAGAGGCAAAAAGUUGAGCUUUCUUUCUAGAGACCCUUUCCAAAUUUACCUGUUCUAGGCUCAUAUUAAAACAAUACUGCUCUUUUUCAUGUGAAAAACACAUUCAUCGCUAAAGUUAAGCUUCUGAAAACUAAAUUUUUUUAAGACGUUACACUUUAUUCUUUAUUGUGUUAAAUUUUUGUUUUUGAUUUAAACUAAAAAAUUUAUAGGAAUAUGGACAAUCAGCAAAUAUUUAAGCAAAAAAGUGGGUAGUUGAAAUGAUAUGGCUUAUUAUAGUAGUUAAGUUGUUAAUAUAAUCUACACUCAUUUUUUAUAAGAAACUGGCUUUAAGAAACGAGUACUGGACAGUCAGAAAAAAAUAAAGAAACUUCAGUAUUCGA